Molecule: messenger RNA, 978 nt
Organism: Gaeumannomyces tritici R3-111a-1
Lineage: Eukaryota; Fungi; Ascomycota; Sordariomycetes; Magnaporthales; Magnaporthaceae
Exons: 4
Coding region: 115-978 (287 amino acids)
Source: RefSeq, a predicted model, not a curated record
GGAAAAGAAGCUUCGCUCCAUGUCAGCCGCAGAUUUUAGGGGGGACGAUGGCAGUGGGCAGUGGACAGUGGGCGUGGUGUGUAUCGGAUAGCAAACGGCCGGGCCGGGUAAUGGAUGUCGCGGUGUGGUCGAGCUCCCCAUCGCGAACGCUGGCAAGGGCCCCUGUCCGGCAAAGGGCCCCGGGAUCCGACCAAUGAGGUGGCAGCAGAACGGUUUUCGGCCAGCCAGGAUGGUUGCAUCAUUGGUCGUGGUCCGCUUGUCAAUUCGCAGCUCCAUGUUUCGACGCCUACCAAGAGCCCGGGCAGCGUGCCAAGUUUGAACCAAGCUGCUGGAGUUAGCCUGCCGGGUCGAGUCGAGUCUGACUGGGCGGUGGUGGGUGGGUGGUGGUGGGCUGGGCUGGCUCGCAUCGUCAGUGGCCGCCCUACCGUCCCAGCGGCAUGGGAACCCCUCCAUGUUCUUUGUCAGGUGGAGCCGGCCACACCCCAGGGAGUAAGCAGAAAGGCAUGGGAGACGGCAUCGCCACACCGUGACCGUUACGGCCUGCAGGUUCCGCGAUGGGCUUGUCGAUGGGUGGGAGGACAACUCUUGUUGUGGAGGGGUGGGAGCAGCAAGAUGAUCAGAUCCAUCGGGCUGCAAUCACCGGCGAGCGCUCCCCCCGCCACCACCACACACCACCUCAUCGCGAAUAGGUUGGCAGCUCCUUUCGAAAAUGGGCACAGGUACACAGUGCGGCGCAUCGGGUCGAGUCCUGACGGCGAGCACUGGAAGCAAAGCAAAAGCGCAGCACAGCGCAGCAAUGGAAGUGAAGCACAGAAACGCGCUAACCGACAGCGCCGCGCUGCUCAACCGCCGACACAAGCCACGCACCUCCGAGCCGACACGGGAUUGGGGGCCGGCUGGAGGCAGAAGGGGGAGGCUGUGGUGGCCAUCUCGGGAUUGCGGUCUCUGCGCGGCGUGGGAACAGCAAGACGGAGCUAA